UCAACCCACCUCCCCCCUCCCCCAGAAGUUAGUAAGAAAUAAAUCAAGUCGAGGCUGAUUGAGAGGGAACAGGGAAGGGCUAAAUGGUCACUAGGUGAAAGUGGUGUGGAGCCAGGCAAGUGCCUUUGACGUUAGUUACUGUUUAACAUCUCCACCCACUUUGGAGUUGAUUCAAGGAUCGAGGCAGUGACAGGUUAGCAGGGCCCCGGCGCCUGGGACUGAACUACACUGAGCAGAUGGGAAGGGCGCACCUUGCUGCUGGCUUGGAGCUGAGCUGAGGGUUGGGGAAGUAAGCUGGGUGUAUCCUUGCGUGGCCCGGGGGCGAUGACAACAAGCAGAGGGGCUGCGGUUUAAAGAAAAGACACUUCUCCAACAGAGACAAACACCAUGAACACAUCUGACAAUGAAGUUAGCACUUUGUGUGCAAUCUGUGGGGACAGAGCAACAGGAAAACAUUAUGGUGCCUCUAGUUGUGAUGGAUGCAAGGGUUUCUUCAGGCGAAGCAUAAGGAAGAGUCAUGUAUAUUCUUGCAGAUUUAAUCGUCAAUGUGUUGUUGACAAAGACAAGAGGAACCAAUGCAGAUAUUGCAGAUUGAGGAAAUGUUUUCGAGCUGGCAUGAAGAAAGAAGCUGUACAGAAUGAACGAGAUCGAAUAAGUAACAGACGGAACAGCUAUGAAAGCUGCAGCUCAACUUCUAUCAACACAUUGGCUCAGGCUGAACUUCUAUCUCAUCAGCAGAUCUCACUGUCAGUUUCUGCAACAAGCACGGAUAUCACCACAAAGAAAAUUGCUAGUAUUAGUGAUGUCUGCGAGUCAAUGAAAGAACAGUUACUAGUUUUGGUGGAAUGGGCAAAAUACAUUCCAGCUUUCUGUGAACUGCCAUUAGAUGAUCAGGUUGCUUUGUUAAGAGCACAUGCUGGGGAGCAUUUACUACUUGGAGUGGCAAAACGAUCCAUGUUAUACAAGGAUGUCCUUUUACUAGGGAAUGAUUAUGCCAUACACCGCAACAGUCCAGAAAUAGAAAUUAGUCGCGUGGCAAAUAGGAUUUUGGAUGAGUUGGUGCAGCCUUUCCAAGAAAUUCAGAUCGAUGACAAUGAAUAUGCCUGCUUGAAAGCAAUUGUUUUCUUUGAUCCAGAUGCAAAGGCUUUAAACAAUCCAUCAAAAAUCAAGAAUAUGCGUUACCAAGUGCAAGUUAGUUUGGAAGAUUACAUUAAUGAUCGACAGUAUGAUUCCAGAGGGCGAUUUGGAGAAUUGCUACUGCUAUUACCUACUCUUCAAAGUAUAACUUGGCAAAUGAUCGAACAAAUUCAAUUUGUCAAACUUUUUGGACUCGCUAAAAUUGACAACUUGCUCCAAGAAAUGCUGCUGGGAGGUACAACGAGUGACCCAUCCCACCUUCAUCAUCCUGGGCAUCCUCAUGUAGCUCAAGAUCCACUGACAGGCCAAACCAUAUUGAUCAGUUCGAUGCCAGCAGCAGCUCACACUGAACCAAUGUCUACACCAGAAACCCCACUACCAUCUCCUCCACAAGGUUCAGGACAAGAACAAUACAAACUUGCUUCAAACCACCAUUCAGUCAUUUCUCAACAAGUGCCACUACCAAAGCAGAAGAGCUUGUGAUGUUGAACAUAAUUUUAUGAAUGACAGAUUGUGCUUUCUGUACGCAUCAAAAACCAGAAGCAUGAGUGAAGCUGAAGGUGGAAAGUAACACUGCCUUUCAGUACCCUUUGUAUUCAUGACUGAUUUAUUUCUUGACAUUGCCAAUAUUUUUUUUUGUGGGGUUUACCAUUUCAGGAGCAAAAAAGCUGUUGCUCUUAAACACAAGUUGCAAUCUCAGGUUGAUAUUUUAAAGGGAUUCAGUUAAAGUCUUAUCAUGACAAAGAAAUCUUGGUCCACAUCAAAAGUUUGUGUUAUAACUUUUAUAAAUUAUAGGUUAGAUUUACAUUCAGAUGGUUGCUUUACUAUUUUCCAUUCUGAUGUAACCUUAAUUUAGAUCUGCAACAAUGAAUAAAUAGGCAACUUCAUAGUUGUUUAUGUAUAGACUGUAAAUUCUGCCUUCUGAGACUGGCUUUACUUCAGCUUUUUAAAGUAAGUGAAAAUUGAAGAUGACAUUAAAGCCUAUAAAUUACAGAAUGCAUUACACAAUUAGCCAACCAAGGAUACUGAUGAUAUCCCAAUUCUGUAACUGAGAUGUAUGAUAUUGUAGCCAAUAUUGCAUUACUAGAUAGCGUUUAUUAUGUUGUACAUAGCUUUGUUAAAAAAUUUUCUGUUUUAAGUCUUGCCAUUUAAAUUCAUACCUCACAGCACCACCCUUGGUAUAUCUCUUAACAACAAGUUUGAUUGCCAGGUUUUACCGCUUGGUUUCAUAUUGCAUCGCCAGAAGAGGGAGCUUUACUGAAAAAUAAUGCAAUUCCUUUAUAUCAGAAUAUCAUUCUGUACCUAUUUAUGAAAUCUGUAGUAAUCUCAAAUCAGAUUUGCUUCCAGAGUAACAUCAAACCUUAAUAUUUAAUGCUUCAAUGUUGAUCUAUAGGUAGUGUUGAUCACUAGAAUUUGUUACAGUAGCCUUUGACUGAAAAGAAAGCUGCCUUAAAUUGCAUAAAUGUAUCUUUUCUUCCGUCUUGUGGAAAUAUGGUGAAUCCAUUUACUACUGUUUCUUGGUUUGUACAUACAGAGUGAGGAAUUAUAUAAUCAUUGUAAUUUAUUCUGAUGCCAUGAUCUAUUUUAUAAACAUGAAAUUAUUUUUGUAUGAAUUAUUGUGAAUGAAUCAAAAAUUAUCAAUUGCUGGAAGAAAAAUCAAUGUUAGACUGUAAAGUUUUCACAAUUUUUAAGUACUGGAGUAUGUAAGUGAAUUAAGGGCUACAUGUACGCAUUACACUUUCAGAAAAUUGGAGGUCUCCGCAUGCAAAAAUACAAAUAAAUGUUACACCUUUCGAA
This is a messenger RNA of Rhincodon typus (whale shark), 2934 nucleotides long. Its product is annotated as hepatocyte nuclear factor 4-gamma. Gene Ontology annotation, cellular component: nucleus. The record is from RefSeq and is a predicted model, not a curated record. Bases 388 to 1620 code for a protein of 410 amino acids. Gene Ontology annotation, molecular function: nuclear steroid receptor activity; RNA polymerase II cis-regulatory region sequence-specific DNA binding; zinc ion binding. Gene Ontology annotation, biological process: anatomical structure development; regulation of transcription by RNA polymerase II; cell differentiation. NCBI's taxonomy places the organism in Eukaryota, Metazoa, Chordata, Chondrichthyes, Orectolobiformes, Rhincodontidae. The transcript is spliced from 10 exons.